This is a messenger RNA of Alnus glutinosa, 1194 nucleotides long. RefSeq lists its product as uncharacterized. NCBI's taxonomy places the organism in Eukaryota, Viridiplantae, Streptophyta, Magnoliopsida, Fagales, Betulaceae. The record is from RefSeq and is a predicted model, not a curated record. Bases 200 to 754 code for a protein of 184 amino acids. The transcript has a single exon.
AAUGCCCAUUUCGAUUUAAUGAUCUUAUUCAAUUCUGACAACACCCCAUGAGAUAAAAUACCUUUCUUGACAUAUGAUACACAACCACCAUGGUAAAAGAAUCACCAACUUUUGUCCACCCUUUAUAACGCGGAGCAUAAUUUUCCCACACAUUCGAUCCAACUUCUCAUUCUAUCUACACUAGCUUAUACCCUUUCUCAUGAGCCCGUUAAUGGCGAGGAAAAAGGGGAGAGGCAGCAUAGAUGAAUUGGCGGCGGUGAAAGCGGCUGCAUGGGCAUGGUACGAACGUGGAUCCGGGUCGGAGGGGAAGCAAAUGCCGGAGUUCGAUGUUAUGAGGACUCGUCGAGCCCCUAGACCGUCAAUUUUCAAGCUAGAGGCUAUGAGAAUAGCCCAAGAAGUUGUUGUGGAGGGGGAGGGGUCACAAACACCGAGUUCGAUCCAUACUGAAAAUUCUCUUCUCGAUAGGUAUGAAAUUGAGAGCAUUUCCCGACGACUGGAUUGCCUUAUAGAAUCCAGUACUUUCAGUGACGACUUCCAUAGAAAGCUCGUAGGCGGAGAUGAUGAUCGCCUGCAAGAAAACGUGAUCACACCAGUGGACAAGGAUACUAGUACUGGAAUAUUGAAGAAAAAGAAGAAGAAAUUCAAAGGGUUUUGGCUAAGGCAUGCGCCUACAUGUGGCACAAGCGAAGAUGUGGCGGAUGCAAGAGCUUUGAUCAGCCUCAGAAUCAGGGAUAGCCGGCAACCUCAAAAGUAGUUAGGCUUCCUACCCGUCGUCCACGGCCCACGUACCCAUGCCCGAUGAUUGUCGGAAAGUUCAACUGUUUCUGAACUAGUUCGAUAUAUGCUGUAACUGUAGCUUCCUAGCUAGGCUGUACUUUGCCAAGAGGUUUUACGUAGAGUAGGUGACUCAACAAUUAAACGAUCGAUCGAUCUGCAGAGAAACUGUACGUGUUCCAGCAGAAGCUCUUUUUUGAACAUGAAAUAUCGACAAUCAAUUGUUGUUUAAUUAAAGACUAAAGUCAUUUCAUUCGUGUACGUUGCUGUUGCCAUGUAUUUGGAAGAGACAAAAGAGGGACCUGUUGGACGAAGGCCCUCUUGCCUCUUGGACGGUACAAAUUUGUUUUUUCCUUCAUUUUUAAGUGUAUGGUUUAAAAUGUUGUCGGGUAAAAAAUAAUAAUAAUAAUAUCAAAAUAU